AUGCUUACAUGCAUAGCACGUCCGAAGAAACUCGGCGAAGACUCAGUGAGUCACGGCGACGAUUCAAUUUCAGAAUCAAACAACAAUGCAAAGAACGUAAAAUCGCUGACGUGUCAGAUAAAAGACAUGGCGUUAAAAGCUUCCGGUGUAUACAAACACUGUAAUCCCUGCGCACCGGCGAGUCGGUUGAGAACCGGUAAUUCGGAGUCGGAAACUGACUCGGAGAAGUUUCGGAGGACGAGGACGUGGGGGAAGGAGAUGGAAGCGAGGUUGAAAGGGAUCUCGAGUGGAGAAGGAACGCCGAGUUCGUCUUCGUCGUCGUUCGGCGGUGGAAGUGGACGGAGAGUGGUGGUUUUGGAGGAGGAGGAAGGGAAGGAGUGGGUGGCGCAAGUGGAGCCUGGCGUUUUGAUUACUUUUGUGUCGCUUACGCGUGGCGGGAAUGAUCUGAAACGGAUACGGUUCAGUCGCGAUACAUUUAACAAAUGGCAAGCACAAAGAUGGUGGGCAGAGAACUAUGACAAAGUCAUGGAGCUUUACAAUGUUCAAAGGCUUAACCGCCUAGCCUUCCCGUUACCAACACCAGCAAGAUCUGAAGACGAGAGUUCAAAGCGUGAAUCAAUAGCAGACAGCCCAGUGACACCUCCACUAACCAAGGAACAACUAUCACGCAAUUUAUACCGACCAACAGGAACGGGAAUGGGAUACUCAUCCUCAGAUUCCUUCGAUCAACACUCAAUGCAGUCCAAACAUUAUCAGUAUGACUUAAGUGGCAUGAACUCAACUCCAAAGGUUUCAACCAUUAGUGCUGCAAAGACAGAUAUAUCAUCAAUGGCUGCUUCUAUAAGAAGUAGCUCUUCCAGAGAAGCUGAUCGCUCUGGCGAUUUAUCGAUGAGCAAUGCUAGUGAACCGGAUAGUGAAUGGGUUGAGGAGGAUGAACCUGGUGUUUACAUUACUAUCAGGUCUCUGCCAGGAGGUAAAAGGGAGAUCAGAAGAGUCAGGUUCAGUCGUGAAAAAUUUGGGGAGGUGCAUGCUAGACUAUGGUGGGAAGAGAACCGCGCCAGAGUACAUGAACAAUACUUGUGA
This is a messenger RNA of Vicia faba (fava bean), 1083 nucleotides long. NCBI's taxonomy places the organism in Eukaryota, Viridiplantae, Streptophyta, Magnoliopsida, Fabales, Fabaceae. The record is from the annotation of a GenBank genome assembly.